This is a messenger RNA of Fusarium odoratissimum NRRL 54006, 186 nucleotides long. RefSeq lists its product as uncharacterized. The transcript has a single exon. Bases 1 to 186 code for a protein of 61 amino acids. Lineage: Eukaryota; Fungi; Ascomycota; Sordariomycetes; Hypocreales; Nectriaceae. The record is from RefSeq and is a predicted model, not a curated record.
AUGACCAGCUCCAUGGAUCUUCGAAUGUGCUUUGGUUCGAAGAUUCCAUACUAUAUUCGACUUUUGAGCAACACUCAGUUCCUCCCGUCGCAUCUGUUCAUCCGUUCCGAUCAUCCGCGAAGCGACCAUAUCGAUAAGCAGCCCGAAGAAGUCAGCAGCGCAACGAGUCUCCUUGCCGACUUCUGA